CAUUUCGUUUUAGUAAGUCGUACGAUUUGUUUCUUAUUUGUGAAAGCUCGUCGAACGGAAGCCAAUCUCGCUUUACCCUUUUGAAAAAUAAAGGAAAAAGUUCGUAAAAAGCGAAAGAGCCCGUCGAAAUCAACACAAAAAAGGAGUUCAAUAAAGAUCAAAAUGGUUGCCAAUAAUAUCGAUGCUGGAGUGGAAAUUGCUGCUGCCGAUCAGUCCUCGACGCCUGUGGCCGCCAAGGACGAACUCCCGGCCGGCAAUUACAUCCUGGUGGGUGUUGACAUAGACACCACUGGACGUCGUCUAAUCGAUGAGAUUGUCCAGCUGGCAGCCUACACUCCCACCGAUCACUUCGAGCAGUACAUCAUGCCAUAUAUGAAUCUGAAUCCAGCUGCGCGCCAGCGCCAUCAAGUUCGUGUUAUUUCGAUUGGUUUUUAUCGUAUGCUGAAGUCGAUGCAGACCUACAAGAUCAUCAAAUCCAAGUCGGAGAUCGCUGCACUGAAGGACUUCCUCAACUGGCUUGAACAGCUGAAGGCCAAGGCGGGCUCCGGCUCGGACGGAAUCGUGCUGCUCUAUCACGAGGAGCGAAAGUUCAUUCCAUACAUGAUCCUGGAGUCGCUGAAGAAGUAUGGCCUGCUGGAUCGCUUCACCAAGACGGUGAAGUCCUUUGCCAACAGCCUCAAUCUGGCUAAGGCCUCCAUAGGCGACACCAACAGCAAGCACUAUAGUCUGCGCAAGCUCUCUAAGAUCCUGACCAAGUCCAAAGAGGAUGGCACCCCAGUCUCUGCAUCCACAUCAGGAUCGGGAUCGAGUUCGGUAUCGGGAUCGACAUCCGUCAGCGACAGCACCGUGGUCGAUAGUAAUAGCAGCAUCGAUGAGAAGCGCUCCUCCAAGAACGGCAUCCAGGCUGAACGUGAUCUGUUCGACGGAAACGCCAGUGUGCGCGCCAAAUUGGCAUUCAACGUGGCCCUUCAGCUGAGCAACUGUGACCGCAAACCGGAGCCGGAAUCUUCGGAGGCACUGGAGAACAUGUUCAACGCUCUAAGGCCGUUCGCCAAACUGGUUGGUUCCGAUGUCCAAGAGCUGGACACCCAGAACGAGAAUCUGGAGCGCCAGAACUCGUUCCGCCCGGUGUUCCUCAACUACUUCAAAACCACCUUGUACCAUCGAGUGCGUGCCGUCAAGUUCCGCAUUGUGCUGGCCGAGAAUGGAUUCGAUCUGAGCUCCCUGGGUGCCAUCUGGGCGGACAAGCGCACCGAGGGUCUGGACAUGGCCCUGCAGUCGAUUGGGACAUUGAAGAGCGAGGAUAAGGCCGAGCUGCUGGAGCUUCUAGACAGCUUCUUCGAUCCCAACAAGACCACGAUCAAGCCGGUGAUCAAGUCGCCUAACAAUCGUCGCCGCAAUCGCCGCUCUACCGGUCAGCCGACGAAAAACGGAGGAUCGGUAAGCUUCCGAUCCGCCAGUACAGAGUUUGGAGCUGAAGGCGACAAGUCACAGAGCGUGUCCUCGGUACCGGACUCCACCACAAAGACGCCGUCGCCCAGCAAGGCGCAAUCUCGUCCACAGCGCAAACGGAGCUCGCGUCAUAGUUUCAAUGGCACCUCCAACGGUCUGAAGGUGGCGGAUACCUCCUCCUCCGACAAAGCUGAUCACAACAACACGGCUCCACCCGCCGUUAACCCAGUUGUGGCCUCACCAUCUCCAGUGGCCAUUGCUGCCUCCAACUAAUACCUCUUUCGGUGGAUCCGUAAAUAAAAUCAAAUUUUUGGAAGAGCAUAACACACUAGCAAUUUAGAGAUGACCAGAAAGGGCUUGGGCGGAUAAAAAAAAUAUGCACUUAAACUAUCACAAGAAAGGUUUGGUAUAAAAAACCAUAAGCGAACUUUUUUCCUUUUUAAAGAACUGGCACAGAUAGAAACAAAAUCAAAAUUCCAGUGAAAGCUAAAUUUCCAGUGUGCACUAACACACAAACGCAUCACAAUCAUGAGCACUUCAGUGAAUGGAUACUGUGAGUAAACCGUUACUGUGACCGUGACGUAAACUGUGACUGUGGCAUAGUGAUGACACAGCUUCAAUUGAAUAUUUCAAAACGAUGAACUGUUAAUCGAGAUGUUGGGAACUCGAUGUGCAGCAUAUUAGUAUGCUGCCGCCCACUGUAAACACACGAGGCCAAAGAUCGAAACUUUGGAGCACCAUGCAAGCAUAUUUUAAGAACUGAUCGUACGAUGGAGAUUAUGUUGAAGAAACGAAAGUGACUGGCCAUAAUAUGACUGUACAAUAAUGAUAACCGCAACUGCGUUAAGGCAUAGUUUUCCAGGCGAACCGACGCAGGAUGUCGUACCAGGAUGGGCGAUUGGAAAAAUAUGAACCAAAAAACGCAUCGAUGAAAAUUUUACAUUGGACAGGCCUCUCGAACCACACUCAACCCUUUAAUAUUAUAAGCAAGACAGAGCCUGGCCUUGUCCAAUGUUGAAAACUUUCACAUUGAAGCUUCACCACACCGAACAUAAAAAAAACAGUAAAACCUCACACGCGCCACGCAACGUACCAGAUCAAGCAAUCAAUCAACGACACUUUUUUCACACAUUGAAAAAUAUCAGAAUAAUGGAUGAAGAAGAAACUAAAAGCUCAAUUAUCAGUACAUAUCAACACAUCAAGCUGUAUUUCAUAAAUGUUUCAUGAUAGCAUUUUUUUCAAAUCCAAAAGCAAAUGUGAUCUCUAUAUGAAGGCGUGAAUAAACGAUUUGAAUGUA
This is a messenger RNA of Drosophila elegans, 2749 nucleotides long. It is a transcript of the gene exu, whose product is annotated as maternal protein exuperantia. The coding region runs from base 163 to 1725 and encodes 520 amino acids. The record is from RefSeq and is a predicted model, not a curated record. The transcript has 5 exons. Gene Ontology annotation, biological process: bicoid mRNA localization. Gene Ontology annotation, molecular function: RNA binding; protein homodimerization activity. Lineage: Eukaryota; Metazoa; Arthropoda; Insecta; Diptera; Drosophilidae.